AUGCUGUCGCAGUCAAGUCGCGUUGUUUAUUACGUCACAGUCCAAGCCAAGACAAUCGAUGUCGUCAGAAGUGGGAAAUCUGAAUACACGUCUUUUCUUUCGAAGGGAUUAUUGUUUUCAACAACCAAGAUGCUCCUCUUACCCUUCUUGGCCAUGGCAACCCACGAAAUCAAGAAACUGAUGGCAUUACGUGACCCUGACAAAGUUCCCAAUGAUGACCUCCUCGUCAGGGGAGUUUAUGUUGUCCCAGGCCAGCCUCCCUCGUGCAUGCCUUAUCAUCUGGACGACCUGAUCCCCUCGCCGACAGACCCUAACAACCACGUGUGCGACGACUGUCGGUCCGCCGCCAACAUUUAUUGCCCACCGGUCUGGACGGCCAUGUUGUUAUGCCGACACGCCAGAACCAUAUAAAAGAUCUAUGGAGGAGAGUUCCUUGCCGGC
This is a messenger RNA of Haliotis rubra (blacklip abalone), 441 nucleotides long. RefSeq lists its product as uncharacterized. Bases 1 to 411 code for a protein of 136 amino acids. The record is from RefSeq and is a predicted model, not a curated record. Lineage: Eukaryota; Metazoa; Mollusca; Gastropoda; Lepetellida; Haliotidae. The transcript is spliced from 3 exons.